AUGGCCGAUACUAUGGUUUCGACUAUACGUUCACCACUAUCCGAAGCUUCGAACCGAAUCAACUCAAACUAUCCAACUCAAGAAUCUCACCGUUACAAGCCACGCUACGAUCGCACCAACCCAUCGACUGUUACUAGUACCUCACGCGCGAGCUAUGGGCAUCCCGCUGCAUACUUUUCUGGCCGACCUCCUCCUACACAACCACAACCACAGCCCAUCAACCCAACACCUCAAGGCCAGGCUGAUUUGAAACCCCCUCAUGAGAUGGAGGAUGACCGCCGGCAUUCGGCGGCCUCUUACGAUUCCUCAGGCAGUAGUCGCAGCAAAAGGAACUACAAGACGCACAUCGGCCCAUGGCAACUGGGCAAGACGCUGGGCAAAGGCUCAUCUGCACGUGUACGGUUAUGCCGUCACACCGUCACCCAUCAGUUGGCUGCUGUCAAAAUCGUCAACAGACGCAUGGCCUACCUUGUACAGGAUAGCAGUUUGGCCGCUCUUAGCAAGUGGGAUAAUAAUCUCCCAGAGCAGGUCAAUGGCGAGAUGCGUGUUCCUAUGGCUAUUGAGCGAGAAGUGGCGAUUCUCAAGCUCAUUGAGCACCCAAAUAUCAUGAAGCUAUACGACAUCUGGGAGAACCGCUCAGAGGUUUACUUAAUUCUUGAAUACAUCGAUCAUGGUGAUUUGUUCACCUUCAUCAACAUGAAGGGGCGCCUCAGUGAGGAAGUUUCCGUCUUCUUCUUCCGCCAAAUUAUCAGCGCCAUAUCUUACUGCCAUUCAUUCAACAUUUGCCAUCGAGACUUGAAGCCUGAGAAUAUCUUGAUCAGCGCCGACCUCCAAAUCAAAAUUGCCGACUUUGGCAUGGCCGCUCUCCACCAGACGGACACUCAUCAGCUUGCCACAGCUUGCGGCAGUCCUCAUUAUGCAGCACCCGAGCUACUCAAGAAUAAAGAAUACAGAGGCGACAGGGCAGACAUUUGGAGCAUGGGCGUUAUCCUUUUUGCCAUGCUCUCCGCCACCCUGCCUUUUGACGACCCCGACCUACGUGUGAUGAUGGCUAGAACAAAGAAGGGGCAAUACGAGAUGCCGGGUUUCCUCAGUCCAGAGGCCGAGGAUCUGAUUAGACGGAUGCUGCAAGUCAAUCCCGACAGACGCAUCACUCUUAAGGAGAUAUGGCGCCAUCCUCUGGUUCGGAAGUACGCGUAUCUUGACGAUCUUAGUGACCUCAACAGUCAGCCUCCUGAUAUACGCAAGGGGUUUCAGUACACCCCCGUGCCUGCAAAGGACGUCGAUUCUCAACUGGUCCGACAGUUGCGUUCCAUGUGGCACAUGUUUAGUGAGAAUGACUUGAAGCUAAAGCUCACAUGUGAUGAACCCAACGACCAAAAAGCUUUCUAUUGGCUAUUGCAUCACUACCGUGAGCAACAACUCGAAGAUUUUAAGCCCGAGCUCGCACACUCAACGAGUGAUUACCACCAUAUGCAGCCCGGCACAUGGAAGAAACGGAUAUCAACAUGUGAAUUUGCACAGUCGCGUGGCAAUGGUCAUGGACGUUCCAUAUCGCGGUUCACUGUGAUAUCCAAUGCCGCUGACCCAGAACGAGGGUCAAGUCGCGAUCCCCUCACAGGGGACCCCCAGAAGAAUUCGAAGUGGGUCGAGCGCACGUCGUGGGCGCGGGACCUCGACUCGAAACUCGACUACAGGACGGCUUCAGUCAUCUCGAGGGUCGCUUUCAUCCAUGCACAGCAGCCGACAGAGAGUGGCUCUAUGCCACCAUAUGUCACGGAGCAAGGGUCGACUUAUCAAAUCGAGAUGGCUCGAUCGCCCACGCCAGAACUUCCUAGCCUACCCAGCGGUGUGCUACCAAAGCCUACAGAUAGACAGGAGCCUCAUGGAAACACCAAGCGUUCUUCCGGGCAAGCCUUACGAAUAGCACUUGGGUCGCGAUAUGCAUCGGAGAUUUUCAAGGAGGAAUUACGACACUUCAGUAGCAACAUUGCAAAGGACUGUGACGAGGCUUUCAAGAGCUCAUUGAUGGAAGAAGAUUCUAUUGCCGGCUCAUUGACGGACCUUGAUCGGACCAUGAACGAGUCGACGCCUUUCUCUUUUACCAUCGACGCACCUGAUGAUUCGGCCCCGGACGUUCGUGAGAUGACGAACAAGUCUUUCAGUAACCGGCCUCUCCCACCGCUUCCUACUCCGAAUCAAGGCUACGAAGACAGAUCGCUGGCACCAACGCCAAUUGGAUCUCGGCCAACAACCGGAGACUCGCAUCUGGAAGAGUUACAUGCACAGCAGGUCAAGUUGGCCCAGCCAGUAGUGCUUACCAGGCACUCGGAACGACGGGUUGUCUCUGCUCCUGUUUGUACUCAAAAGCACAAACGGAAUGCCGCCCUACCACCUAUCAAUGAAACGGGAGCAGUGUCCGGGGACAAGGCGCGUAUCGUGUCAGCACCUCCUCAUACACCAACAAAGAGAGGAAUUGAUAGAAUCCGCGGCAUUGAAUACCUUAGCCAAGUCGAAAACAGCAUUCGUGUGGUAUAUUCACCGGGUGACCAGAGCCCUGUCAAAAUACCCGAACCGCUCAAUGUGAGGAAGAAAGUCACCGAAGUCGACCAAGGAAAUACAUCUUCCAUUAGUCAAUAUCAGGAACCGGAUUCUACCCUCCAACAGAGCAUGGAUGGCAGUACUGCAGGAACAUCACUGGAGCCCUCUUUACAACUCGACUCUCAAGCAGUUAACAAGAAAAAGAAGACGUCUUGGUUCAAACGAUCAUCUAAAACCGAGUCUGAGCCUAGCCGAGAGUCUGUUGAAUGGCACGAUUGCAACUCGUACUUGACCUCUAGUGACGGUAAGCGCAGUGAGACUCCUUCAACAGAUGCUCCUGCCAAGAAGAAGACUUUUAGCUUCAAUUUCUGGAAGAGUAACAAGCAAAGAGACUCGAUUAUGUCUAUCGCAGGUGAGUUGCCUACCAAGCCGUUGAACCGAGAAGUCGCUGGUAGUCUAACAUUGGUGCUAGGGCCUGAAGAGAAAGAAAACGGACCUUCAGUGGAUUUCAACGCCAUGAGUAAGACGAAUUCUUCCGCCAAGGUGACCCAAUCCGGAUGGCAUGAGUCUGGCUCCGGGCCAGUACGCAAUAUCGAGGUCAAACAGAACUGGCUCGCACGCCUUUUCAGAGUCAAGCCAGCGACAGACUACAUCUGCAUGACAGCCUCGAGAAGACAAGCGCGCCAAGAGGUUACUAUCCUUCUGCGCGAGUGGCGCAAGUACGGCAUUCGGGACAUCCAGGUGGACAAGCAAAGGAACAUUGUCUUCGCACGGGUUGCAGAUAAGAACUUUUUGAACCUGAAAGAAGUAUGCUUCGCAGCAGAGGUGAUGACGGUGAUUGAGCAUGGUAAGAAACAGCCACUCAGCAUCAUACGGUUCACACAAGAGCGAGGAGCAGCAAGCAGCUUCCACCGGGUGGUUGACACAAUGAGCAUGAUCUUUGAGACUCGGGCUUUGGUCGUAGUCGACAGGAGCAAGCAAAAGAUGAUGAUCAAGACGCUCAACUCAUAA
This is a messenger RNA of Fusarium sp. VM40, 3552 nucleotides long. The record is from the annotation of a GenBank genome assembly. Lineage: Eukaryota; Fungi; Ascomycota; Sordariomycetes; Hypocreales; Nectriaceae.